Molecule: messenger RNA, 2725 nt
Organism: Oncorhynchus gorbuscha (pink salmon)
Lineage: Eukaryota; Metazoa; Chordata; Actinopteri; Salmoniformes; Salmonidae
Product: zinc finger protein 611-like
Exons: 5
Coding region: 300-2135 (611 amino acids)
Biological process (GO): regulation of transcription by RNA polymerase II
Cellular component (GO): nucleus
Molecular function (GO): DNA-binding transcription activator activity, RNA polymerase II-specific; RNA polymerase II cis-regulatory region sequence-specific DNA binding
Source: RefSeq, a predicted model, not a curated record
GGUCUGCCAACGCAACAUCGAAAUCCCUAGGUAAAAUCGCGAGGAUAGGUCGCCGACUGGAGAAAGUCCACAUGGAAAAAUGGUGGCUAGUCGAGUAGGGUUUGCAUUACAGCGGACAGUUCAACAACAGUAAAUAUUGAUAUUGCAGUCUACAUACGUUGAAGAUACACACAACGACAAAGUCAACGGAGUCAGUUGUUUUAGGGACCGCUGAUUUUGCAGUUGAGCUUCCAGCUGGUGCAGCUGGGUGACUUCACACGGACCUGAGUCAGGUGGAGGCGGAGCCACUUAAACCAGAAAUGUCGGAGAAGGUGCAGAAGGCCUUCAGGGUGCAGCUGUCCUCUGUCAUGGACUCCCUGCUCACAGCUGCCGUGCUUGAGAUUGCCAAGAUCUUUGAGGGCAGUCUGAAUGAGCAGCAGGAGGAGUUGACACAGAAAGGAGACGAGAUCUCUGCAUUGAUGGAGAAGCUGAAGCAGGCAGAGAAGAGGUUGAAGGAGGGAACAAAAGGAGGAGAGGACCCGGACAAUACCUCUGGACAAACAGUCUCUUCCGUGACGACAAUUUCUGAGAUGGAAGUAUCCGAUUGGUGCGAGCCCCUUCAGUCAGAAGAUUCCUUAAUUCCGCCCUCAAAUUUCAAAAAGGAAAAUGAGUGGUCAUGUGUGGACCUGCGACCACUGAGUGUGUCUCUAUGGCGCAUCCCUAACAUCAAAAUAGAGCAGGCUGAAGAUUUUGAUAACCACCUGCUGACUGCUCUAGCCAGGAGUCCUCCACGAAAAGGGUUGGCUGCAGAGUGGUUGUUAAACAGACGGCAAAGAGACUUACCUGAACUGAGUGCGACCGGGUCAGGGUACGGUCAUGUUUCAGUGGGACGCGGUCGGGGCCAGGGGCUGAGGAAGACCCAUGGUCGUCUGCUGCACAUGUUCGAACAAGAAAACCCGGAACCCCAGAGCAACCCGGAACCCCAGAGCAACCCGGAACCCCAGAGCAACCCGGAACCCCAGAGCAACCCGGAACCCCAGAGCAACAACAUAUCAAACAACAAUGUCUCAAGUCACCACACAAGACAAGGACAAGAUGGUGACUUACAGAACAAACACAGUGAGGGGAGUCAUGGGAAAAUGAGUGACAUAGUGAAGAAGGUAGGAAGGAGAAGAAAGCAUUUCAAAAUGGAACCCGAUGCGGAUGGACAAGCGGUAAUCACUGCAACUGACAAGAGUUUCAGAUGCAAAUACUGUGGGAAGGGCUUUGGCCGUGAGUUUGGUCUUUCUGUGCACAUGAGGUCUCAUAAAAAGGUGAAAAUCAAGGGGACAUACAAAUGUCCUAAGUGUUCCAAAAAGUUUCAGUACCCAAGUGCUCUUAGUGUGCACACGCGGGACAUCCACGAGAAGAGCAUACCUUGCUCCAGCGUCAAAGACAUUUCAGACUCGGUCAAGCACAAUGUGAAACCCCUCUCCCCCAGCAGAGCCAAGCCUACUUCCUGUGACAACAAACCUCUCUCUGCCAGCAAGGCUAAACCUCUCUCCCCGAAAGACAAACCUGUGUCCCCAAACAAUAAAGCUGACACACCCAAAGAAAGCGGCACACAUCCAAAAGUGUAUUCUUGUUACGUUUGCCAUAAGAAAUACACUUCUGCACAUUCCCUGCGGGACCAUGUGCGUAUUCACACAGGUGAGAGGCCAUACCCUUGUAACCAGUGUGGACAGAGGUUCCGUGUAAAGCAGUUCCUGAUAUUACACUUGCGUAAAGCCCAUGUGGAUGUGUAUGGGGGUGAGGAGAGCAGCGGAGACCUCUCCUGGACUGCACCUAUUGAGGAACCCAUGGCAAACGGUGCAGAGCAGCAACCUGCCAUCGAGUCAAAAGGCAAAGAUGAUCGACGAGUAAACCUCAAACGGAAGCAAAUGACAGAAACAGACGGCCUGUUCCAAUGCACAGUGUGUAAAAUGCUGCUAAAUUCACAGAUUAGCCUCGUUCAACACUUCCACAUCCAUACAGUUGAGAAACCACUGAGCUGCGAAGUGUGGCAAAACAUUCCACUACCAUCCCGUCUUGAUCAGCCACUUGAGGUCCACCCAACCGGGAAAGAAGUACUUGUGCCUGAAGUGUGUGAAGCAAUUAGAGACAAUGGCAGAACUUAAGAUAUUUGCAACAAGUUCACCAGUUCAAGAAACAGAACCCGCUGUCCUCGCUGUAGCGGGACUUUCCACAACAGUAAUGACCUUUUAGGAUCCACUAUGAAACUGUCCAUGCCUGAGUAUUCAGUAGGGCCGGGGGUCAACUCCAAUUACAUUCAGGAGAUACAUUUGUUACGUUUUUGUAAUCAUUGACUGAGGAAAAAGGAAUUGACCCCAACCCUGGUGCACCGUGAACUAACAUGAUGCUGAGAGAGGAUGAAGAAAGAGAACUCAACUUGUUUGGUGAUCAGUCAGUUGUCUUGUGGGCAGCAGGUUCUCAGCUGAUCACUUUUUUAAAAAAGUCCGUGCCAGACUGGUUUAUGAUGAUUUUUAUUUUAAAAGUCUUGGGGGUUUUUGUUUGAUGUUUUUGUUCUAUGUAAAUGUGUCUAUUGAUUUUAUAUUCUGUAUUAUGACAAAUGUAACAUGAAUUGUACUGUAUAUUCCCCCUGUUAAGAAAGUCACAGGGCAGAGAAGACCCAUGUUUAUCUCUUCUGAUGAUAUACAUUUGCUCCAACUGCUUUUUUAAAAAACAAAUAAAAUCGGACAUUACCGGA